ACAAACAGCAACAGAGGGAGGGAAGAAGGGCGGGAUGCGCAGGAGGAGGAGGACGAGACGAGGUCCGAGAGAGAGCGAGCUGGAAAAGGAGCAACAAUGGCGGACCAGCCCGGCGCUGCGACGCACGUUUUGCGACAUCGUCUGCAAUGCUGCUCUGCCCUAGCCAUCACCGUCACCCUUAGCUUUCUACCUCGGUGUGAUGGUAGCAGCACUUGGAUUUCUUAGGAUCAUCUACAACCACUACGAACGAACGACCUCCCGCUAUCUGCAGUUCCGCCGUAGCUCUGCGCUGUGAGUUUUUCCCUGCGCUCCAUGAGUGGGUUGUGCUCGGCGUUCGUUCUCAAGAGGAGCCCCUUGCUCUGUGUUCGAUGCUUUGCUGGCGCUAGCUGUGAGCAGCAGGCGGGCACGGGGUCCGUGGCGCUCCGGAGUGGUGACGAUCUUUGGAGGGUUUGAUGGUGUUGUCGCGUGCGGUGAGGGGUCCCGGUGAGUGAGUGAGCGAUCGAGGGCGCUGCGGGGGAUUGCAGGUGGACGCAAGGAGGUGAGGUGAGUGAGGUCGGGGAGGAGGUGGCAUAAUGGUGUACAACCAGUCGGACAGCGAUGGGACCGACGAUGACGACCUCCCUCCGACGCAGGUGAUGCGGUCGUCGGGGGUGGCCCGUGCGAAGGGUCGGCCGAGCGGGAACGGGAAGCCGUCGAGCUCGUUCCACAUCGAGCAGCAGAUCCGGCAGCUAGAGCUGGAUGCGUAUCUGUCUCUGCUUCGGGCAUUCAGCGCGCAAUCGGAGGUGAUCACAUGGUCAAAGGAGGGGCUGAUGUCGGACAUGAGGAAGGAGCUUCGGGUGGCGGAUGAGCAGCACAGGGAGAUGCUGGGGAAGGUGGGGCAGGACGAGACACUGCAGAGGAUACGGACGUGGAGGCAGACAGGGGAGGAUCCUGGAAUGGUUGCGCAUCAUCGGGAGCCGUCGCCGAGUCCCUCGGUGUCGCAGAACAGGAAGAAGCAGAAGGUAGGGCACGCGGGACCGAUUCUGCCUCCGCCCGCUCCCUUGCUGAAGGCGGCACCGCACUUGGCGCUGCCGUCGGCGUCAGGGGGACGAGGGCCGUCGAGCGGGAAGAAGUCGCGGAGCAAAGGCGUGACGGAGGCGGGCGGGGUGCCGGGGAGGGGGGCGGCGGGGGGUGGAGGUGGAGGUGGAGGUGGCGGGGUAGGGCGAGGAGGAGCAGCAGGGGGGCUGGGGGGCGGGAGGGGGGCGGCACCAUGGAGCAACCACAAGGGCGCAGGGCCGUCGACGGACUCGCGCGUGGAGGCGUGGGUGGGGCGGAGGCUGCGGAUACGGUGGCCGGACGACAACAUACACUACGAGGCGGUGGUGGUGGACUUCAACAGGGAGGAGAUGCUGCAUUGUCUGGCGUACGACAGCGGGACUCCGGACGAGAGCUUCGAGUGGGUGGACCUGAAGGGGAUGGACAAGAACGACGUGCAGUGGCUGGACUCGCGGGCGGACCCGGUGAUGAUUUUGGAGGGGAAGGUGCCGCCGCUGAUCCCGGCGGAGCGGGGCGCGGGGCGGGGGGUGAAGCGGGGUCGGGGGGGAUACGGGGGCGUGGUGGGAAGGCCGAAGGGGAGCGGGCAGAGGGGGAGGCCGCCGGGGUCGGGGGCUUCGCACGAGAAGGGCGCGAUGGCAGCGACGCCGCAGUCUCGAGGGUGGAGAGGAGGAGGUGGAGUUGGCGGCGGGGGUGCGGUGGAGGCGGACAGGAACGGGACGGAGAAGGGCGAUCGGAGGACGCACAUACUGUACCCGGACACGGCGGCGUUCGUGAAGCAGAUGGACGCGCUGGAGCAUGAGGAGGACUUCGAGAAGCUGGAGAGCGGGAGGCGGGCGGCGAAGGAAUACGAGGAGAUGCUGCGGAAGGCGCUGGCGAUCGUGUCAGACUUCAGCGGGGACGGCGGUGGCGGCGGCGGCGGCGGCGGGAGUGAGGAGGAGAGAGUUCAGGUAGUGGACUCUCCCGUUCAGUCUGUGGGUCUAGAGAAGGGGGGUCAUCGUAGUGUGCAAGAGACGGGUGGGGGCAGGCGAGAGGAGGAGAGCGAGGAGGAGGAUACGGGUGGGGACAGAAGAGACGAUCAUGAGGGGUCGGAGGGCAACGGCGGAGGCAGGGGGGGAGGCGGUGGCUCGGACGUGGAUUUAGAUAAGUCAGACGACGACGGGGACGGGGACGGGGAAGACGACAGGUAGGGAGUAGUAGGAGCAGGAGGCGAGGUAGUAGGAACGGAGGACAGACAGACGCAGCAGAGCGAGCGAGCGAGCGAGGAGGAGAUAUGACAGCGUGACAUAUGUGCAGGCUUGGUGGGGACGUGGGGUUUGAUUGUGCCCAGGUUGAUUUGUGCCCUUUUUGUAUUUGUAUUUUGGCUCCAUUACGUGGGUGAGACCUUUUUUCGAAAAGAAAGAAAUGGCGUAAUGAAAUGAGAGGUGCGGGGUGGCGAGCCCCCACCGACGGUGCAUAUUACAGCA
Molecule: messenger RNA, 2498 nt
Organism: Physcomitrium patens
Lineage: Eukaryota; Viridiplantae; Streptophyta; Bryopsida; Funariales; Funariaceae
Product: protein EMSY-LIKE 3
Biological process (GO): defense response to fungus
Source: RefSeq, a predicted model, not a curated record